AAAAGGUAAAAAGACUAAAUCUGUUGCAUUAUAUUAAAUUAUAUUUAAUAUGACAUUAUUUUUGUUUGUGUUGACGUUUGUUAAUUGUCUAUAAUUUUGCUGUAAUUUUUUUUUAUUAUUUUAUGGAAAAGGUUUGUUUUUGAGUAAUGUAGCUACUGAUAUACAGAUUGUUGUAGGUAGCUUAUAAUGUAUGUAUUGUGGGAUUGGUCAGAUGGACUGACAAUGUGUGAAUAGUGUAUUUUUUGGAAUUUAAAUAUGCUGGUUAAAAGGCUUGAUCAUUGGAUUUUAUAUAAAUCAAUUAUAGAUUGAGAUAAAAUUUAAAUGCAAAGUACCAAUGUAGUUUCAGAAAAUGCACUGGUAGUAAGAUCCUUUUGUGCUUUUUUUACAUUUAAGAAUUUUUGUGGUUUUGAUUAUUUGAAAGGCUGUGAGGGGUCAGUGUAAACUGUUGAAUGAAAGACUUUGUGAUGUGAUGUGAUUUUUCCUGUUUGAUAUUGUGCAUUGAAUGUGACUGCUUGAAUGAAGAAUAAUGCUUGUCAGUCAAUGAGCAAUUGUUGUUUUUAUUUUAAACUCUCAUUAUUGAACUUUUAAAGUUUUUGAAUAUACAGGUUUGCUAAAUUAAAACAGUUAAGUUGGUAAUUAAAGGUUGCAUAUUGUUCUUUUUCUAUUGUUUUUAUUGUCAUUUGUUAAUUGAAUUAAAUAUAUUUGUUGGAGUGACUUAAUGUGUUUGUCUGAUAACAAUUAUUUCAUAGUUAUUUAAACAGUAAAUAAUAUGAAUAAAAUGCAAAAUAAUAAAACAGGGGGCAUUGUAAUUUCAAUGGGAAUGAAGAAUAUGAAACUGUUGUUCAAGUUUUCUGUUGUAUGCAUGCUUGUUUGCACACUACGAUUAAAGUGAACAUUGUUAUUUUGUGUUUCUUUUUCAAGGAUCAUUUAACGAACAAGGCAAUUACUUUAAGACUCUCUGAGAAUUUCAGAGCAAAACAAAAGAAUUUUGUGGGAAUCAAAUUCUUCACAUAAUUAAACAAUCGAGGCACCUACAUAUUGCAAGGCCCUCUGAGAAUUUCAGCAAAGAAUUUUGGUGGGAAGCAAAGAUGCCGAGAAAAAAGGGUUUUCGCAUGCGGCGCACACCAAAAAGCAUCAAAAGUAAGAGCGAUGCUAAAGUUUGUGUAUGUACAGAAACACUGCAGCGGCCUGUUGUUGUUGGUAGUGAUGUAAGAGAUGCACCGUUGAGUUGUGAUGUGAAUUCAUUGACUGGAUAUUGUGCUGUGGCUGCAAUCAAACAUGUGAUUGCUCCUGUUUGUACUUGGGUACAAACAGAUGUUGAUGACAUUUGUGUGGAAGGAAGUAAGUUAGCCACAUAUGUAGCUGAGACAAGUCAGAAAACAGACUGUAGAGAGAAAGAGUUGUGCACUUUGAUAGAACAGCACAAUGUGUUUGGCAGAAAGUGGAAAUUAGAAAUUGGUUUGCCAGAGUACAGAGGUUUUGAAAUGUUAGAAGAGGAGGCUGUAAUGUACGAAAAGCUGCAAGAAUAUUUGUUGAGGGAUGGAAUGUGUUUCCUAAACCUUAAUAGUGCAAUAAGCGUCAUUAUUCAUCACAACAAUUAUUUUGUGAUGGCUGAUUUUGGCAUCCGAGAUAUGUUUGGAUUGGCAUCUAAUAUUGGCACGCCUGUGGUUGUUUUCAACACAUGCCUUAAUGAUCUGAUGGUUCAUAUCAGAAAUCUUAGAAGCUCUUUAGAUGCACAGUGGUAUGCUGUUAGUAGCAUUUCUGUAAAAGCAGCCCAAGAUGAUCAUGAUCAACAGACAAGCAGUUCUGUCAGAUGCGAAGGUGUCAGUGCUGGAUGUAAAGAUGCAACUGGGUGUGAGGAUGCCACUUCUGUCAGCACUGAAAACAGUUUAAGAGGAUCAUUUCACCAGGGCAAUGAGCAAUUUAAAUACAGAGGAGUCCAGUGUAUGGCAAUAGCUUUAGUAAGCCUAGCAAAGCAUACAGUGGAUAGUGUCUUCUCAUGGCAGAGCAAAGACCUUGACAAAGUUGUAGUGUUAGGAGAUGAGUUGUACACCGGAUUGCGAGAGACCAAUAGGAUUAGCCACUCAUCAAAUCUGUUGUGUGUCCCUGAUUUGCCAAAGGAGUCUAAUAUUGAUGGAGAAAGUUUUUUGUUUGAAUAUGGUAAUUUUGUCAGUGGUGAUGUAGAUGUUGUUGAUGGUGAAUUUAUUGAGAGUGGUGCUUACAGCAGUCUUUCAAGUGGAUUGGAAAACAUGUUUUCACAGUAUGACAGGUGUCUUCUGACAUUGUGUAGCAGUACAUGUGCAAUCAUUUCUCACAAUGGACAGUAUGCACUGGUUGAUUCUCAUGCACGAAGUGCUCUUGGUAUGGUUGAUGGAAAUGGAAAAAGUGUUGUUUUAUACUUUUCCACUCUUAAAGAUUUGUUCAGUCACAUUUGCCUUUUAUCUAAAGGGCUCAGUGAGAAGCAAAAACUUUUUGAAAUAGCUGGUGUUCAUGUCACCGUUCGAAGAAUGGCAGACAGUUGUAAAGGCUCUGACGAAACAUUUGAAAUGGAGUUUGAUGAGGAUUCUGGAAGAGAUCUAGUAGUGAACAAUGAUGCAAGACCCAAGCGCAACAUUUCAGCAAGCAAUAGUUCUUCAAAGAAAGUAAAACGAUUUGAUGUUCGUGAAGUUAAUUCAGAUGUUGAAUUUGUUCGUGAUAUAAAAAAGAACAAUAUGAUGUUCAGUCCUAUUUGUCAACAUGUUUGUCAAACUUUGUGUAGCCGUUUAAAGGUGGAUUGUGAAAAAGUAAAUGUUCCAGUAUUUUCCCAUGUUGGCUUAUUAGGAGUUCCAUGCAAAAAUGAGAGUAUUGUGGCUGAUGGGAACUGUUUCUUUAGAGCUAUUUCCCAAGCAGUUAUUGGUACACAAAAGUAUCACAGAAAAAUUCGGCUUGCUGUUGUGAUGCAUUUGGAAAAGAAUUGUGAAAAAUAUAGAAAUAUUUUACGAAGAGAAUAUUCAUCUGUGUCAGAGUAUAUUAACAGGUCCAAAAUGAGAUUUGUUAAUAGCUGGGCUACGGAGGUUGAAAUACAAGCAACAGCAGAUUAUUUAGGAAUUGAUGUAUUUACAUUUUAUGAUGGUCACUGGUUGAAAUACAGUUGCAGUGGUAAGCUUAUUUCAAAACAUAGCAUUUACUUAGAAAACUGUAACGAAAACCACUACGAGACUGUAGUUUGUGUUAAUGAGCCUGAAGUACAAAGUUGCUAUGGUUACUGCAAGAUCAGUACGUGUUUCACUGAAGGAUACAGUGUUAGAGCAAAGAUUAUGGACAAAAAUAAUGUUCUCACUCUAAAAAACAAGAAAGAGCUUAUUGAUAGGGAAACACUGUUCAUGACCGGACAACAAUCGCAUCGCAUGUUAAAAGCAAUGCACAAUAACACUUGUUGUGAACUGGGAAUGGUGGAAGAUUCUAAUGCUAAAGUUGUGGAAAAUUCAGGUCAGAUGACAUAUAAUCCUCUGUCUACAGAAGCUGCACAAACUUUAUGUGACAAAUUACAUUUGAAUUUUGAAAAAGAAAAUAUACAAGUACCAACUGUUUAUGGGUCUUUGGGUGUUGUUUGUAAGACAGGUAAAGUUGUAAAGGAUGGUAAUAGUUUUUUCAGAGCAGUAGCCAGAUUUAUUAAUGGUUCUGAAAAGAGCCAUCGGAAAAUUAGACUUGCUGUUGUGAAGUAUAUGGAAAAUCAAAGUAAAGAACACAGUCACUUAGUAGGAAAUGAAUUUGCAUCAAUGUCAGAAUAUAUUUCAAAGUCACAGAUGCAAUAUGUUGGACAGUGUGCUUCAGACAUAGAAUUCCAAUGUACAGCAAAUGCUUUGGAUGUCAAUCUUUUUCUAUUUAAUGGAGCACAAUGGGUCAAAUAUAGUUGCAUUAAUACAAUGAAGAGAAGUGAAGGUAUUUAUUUAAAACAGUGUGAGAAUAAUAUUUUUGAGCCUGUAAUUUGUGUCCACCAUGUUGAUAAGAAUGAUUGUUUUGAUUUGUGUAAAGUGGGAAAUUUGUCUGACACACAAUAUAUGAGUAGGAAGAAUUCAAACAGACAGAGAAUAGUGACGUUAAAUAUGCAUACUUCAAGCAAAAUGGUCAUGGGAAAAAGUAGGUAUCUCGAUGUCUUGUAUAAAGAAAAGAAAAACAAUGCUUGUAAAAUAAGAUAUCAAAAAAAUGUGUUGUAUAAGAAGAAAAAACGUAAUGCUAGUAUAACGAAGUAUUGUGUGAAUGCUUUACAUAAAGAAAAAGUAAAAAACAUGAGCAAAAGGAAAUAUGAUCAGAAUGCUUUGCAUAAAGAAAGAGUAAAAAACAUGAGCAAAAGGAAAUAUGAACAGAAUGCUUUGCAUAAAGAAAGAGUAAAAAACAUGAGCAAAAGGAAAUAUGAACAGAAUGCUUUGCAUAAAGAAAGAGUAAAAAACAUGAGCAAAAGGAAAUAUGAACAGAAUGCUUUGCAUAAAGAAAGAGUAAAAAACAUGAGCAAAAUGAAAUAUGAACAGAAUUCUUUGCAUAAAGAAAGAGUAAAAAACAUGAGCAAAAUGAAAUAUGAACAGAAUGCUUUGCAUAAAGAGAAGGUAAAGUGCAUGAGCAGACUAAAGUAUCAGCAAAAUAUGCUACACAAGAAAACAGUAAAGGAAAUGAGUAAAAGAAAAUAUAAGUUAAAUCAGUUGCACAGGCAAAAUGUAAUUGCUAUUAAUAAAAAAAAGUACCAUGAAAAUGCAGAGCAUAAGAAGCGUGUUAAAGCAGGUAUGAAGCAUAAAAGGGAACAAAUCAAAGAAAAAGCAAAACAGUUUGAUUUUGUUAUGCAGCGUUUUUUGGAUUUGAUAAAAGAUGGGCCAGAUUUUGUGUGUUGUGUUUGCCAACGAUUGUUGUUUCGACAUCAGGUUUUACAUUGUAACAGAGAUUAUUAUAACAGGAAAGCAAUAGGUUCGAUUUAUGAUAAAUGUAUAACUGAGGAAUAUUUACACAAAUGUAAUAGUACCUGUGUAAUGCCAUGUCAGUGGUUGGAUUCACCUAGAGGCAAGCUGUGGAUUUGUUACACAUGUCAUUAUAAGAUUAACAAAGGUGAGAUUCCACCUGAAUGUGCAACAAACAAGUUGAAAGUUCAUCCUGUUCCAGAAGAAUUGUCAUGUUUGAAUAGUUUAGAACAACAUUUGAUUGCAUUACAUAUACCGUUUAUGAAAAUGCUAGCAUUACCAAAAGGAGGGCAAAAUGGUGUCCAUGGUCCAGUAACCUGUGUUCCUGCAAAUAUUGUGCAAACUUCAAAUUUGCUGCCCCUUUCAAGUAUGGAAGGAUCUUUGUUGCCAGUAAAAUUAAAACGCAAGUUAACUUAUAAAGGUCAUUAUAAAUAUCAGUAUGUUGACACUAUGCACAUAAGACAAGCAUUAAAAUGUUUAAAACAGAUAAAUGUGCAUUAUAAAGAUGUAGAAUUUAAUGAAGUUUGGUUAAAUGAGUUUUGUAGGGAACAGGACGAUGAUGUUAUAGUCCAGGAGAGUGAUACACAUGCUGAAAGUAAUGAAGCAUCUCUUGAUAAUGGAGAAGAUGAGCUCUUGCAUGACAGACAACAACAUUGCAUGUUUCAGGACACAUGUCUCAUGCCUGUUGAUAUUGGUCAAGAAGCACUAGAUCAGUAUUUUGAUGAUAUAGUGAAUCUGGCGCCAGCAGAAGGGAAUAAUCCUGUUAAAUUACUUUCUGAUUUUGCAAAUGAAGCCAAAUGCUUCCCAGUAUUAUUUCCACUUGGAUGUAACACAUACCGUGAAAGUCGAGACAAACGUUUGACGUUGUCCAGGUACUUUAACAACCGAAUUUUGCAUGCUGAUGGUCGGUUUGCACAAAAUGUUGAAUAUAUAUUUUUUGCCCAGUACAUGUCUGAGGUUGAACAGGUAGUGUCAAAUGUAUCAAUUGCAUUGCGUAAGGGAAUUAGCGGUUGUACAUCUAAAAAAGUUAAUGAAGAUUUAUUAAACAAUGAGGAAUCUUUAAAGAAACUCUUAGAAUUUGAUGAUGGGUUUCGUUUCCUGAAACCUAUUCGAGGUACCCCAGCUUUUUGGCAGACAGCACAACGUGACCUCUUGGCUUGUGUUCGUCAGCUUGGUAUCCCUACUUGGUUUUGUUCAUUUUCUUCUGCUGAUAUGCGGUGGAACAAUCUUCUGUAUAGUAUUUUGAAGCAGGAAGGUAGAACACAGACCCUUGAAGAAUUACAAUGGGCAGACAGAUGUGAGCUGUUGCGCCGCAAUCCUGUCACUGCAGCAAGAAUGUUUGAUUUUCGGUGGCAUUGUUUUUUAAGGGAAGUACUUAUGUCUGCAUCCCAUCCAAUAGGUAAAAUUAAGGAUUAUUUUUACAGAGUUGAAUUUCAGCAGCGUGGUUCACCUCAUGUCCAUUGCCUAUUUUGGAUUGAGAAUGCCCCAGUGAUAGAUAAAAAUACAGACGAAGAGGUAAUUCAAUUUAUAGAUAAAUAUGUAACUUGUGAAUUACCGUCACAGGAUGAUUCAUUAUUAGAGACUGUGAAAACUGUGCAACAUCAUUCAAAACGACAUUCCAAAACGUGCAAAAAGAAAAAUACUGUUUGUCGUUUUAAUUUUCCUAGGCCAGCAUCUUCACGAACAUUUAUAUGUCGAGGUAAAACUAAUACAAAGAAAAAGUGUAAGUGUAAGGUAGAUAAGAAGGUAGAUAAUUUAACAAAAGAAUGUGCAUGUGCAAAUGAAGGUAGAGUAGAGUUUAAAAUGAAGCGAGAACAGGCAGGUGACAUUUUAUUAGCCAUCAAGAAGGCUCUUUCAGAUGAGAAUUGCAACUUUAACAAUGUGGAACAUUUAUUUAAACAUCUGGGUAUAAAUCAAGCAACUUUUGAGCGUGCAUACAAAACUUAUAGUCGUAAUACACAAGUUGUGUUGAAAAGACAGGUUAAUGAAGUGUGGGUCAAUCAAUAUAGCAAGCCGCUGUUAAAAUGCUGGAAUGCGAAUUUAGACAUACAGUAUGUUGUAGAUGCAUAUGCUUGUGUGGUUUAUAUAAUUUCUUAUAUAUCAAAGUCAGAAAGAGAAAUAGGAUUGUUGUUGAGUAACGCUCAAAGGGAAGCACGUAAAGAUGGAAAUGUUAGUGCAAAAGAGGCACUGAAAAAUUUAGGCAGUGCUUAUUUACAUAACAGAGAUGUGUGUGCUCAAGAAUCAGUAUAUAGGUUAACAAACAUGCAUCUGAAGGAGUGUUCCAGGAAAGUUGUGUUUGUGCCAACAGGCGAUAAUAUAAUUAAGAUGAGCCUUCCUUUAAAUGUGUUAAGGAAUAAAGCUAAAUCAAAUAGCCUAACAACAAAAGACAUGUGGAUGACAAGCAUAUUAGAUCGCUAUAAGAAUAGACCAGAUGAUUUAAAUGAUAUAUGUAUGGCAACAUUUGCAUCAGAAUAUCGCAUUUUAAGUAAAAAUGAAAAAUCCCAAAGUCCACUUAAAUUGAAGAAUGGUUGUGGUUUUAUCACAAAAAGAACACGAACACAACCUGCGGUGGUUCGUUAUGUGCGUUUUUCUGAGGAAAAAAAUCCAGAAGCAUUUUUUCAAAGUAUUCUGCAGUUGUUUUUGCCAUACCGUGUAGAUUUGCAGCUAAAGCCACCAAACUGUAAUACAUUUGAAGAGUUUUACAGAAAUGGUCAUGUGACAUUUAAUGAUGGCUCAAGUCAUUCAGUCAAGUCAGUUGUAGAUUUAAACAGAAAGAACUUUGAAAUGGAGGCAGAUGAACUGGAAGAUGUAGAAGAUGUAAUUAAUAGUACUGGUGUAAUAGAAGAUGGCUGGUGUGAGUUGUGCCCAGAGCAAGAGUUAGAGCGUUUACUUUGUAUUGAUGAAAUGAAAGACAAAUUACAGCAAGUGGAAGAACAUGAGGAACAUAUUCCAGAUUUAGCAUCAGAAGCUAAUCAGAAGGUUGCACAUUUAGAAAAGAAAAAUAACAUAAUGUGUAGAAGAGAUGGCUUGGCCCUCAUAAGAUCUUUAAACGAUACACAGUUAUCUAUUUUUUAUGAAAUAAGACAAUGGUGUUUAGAUAAGGUAAUGGGCAAAAAUCCAAGCCCAGUGCAUUUAUUUAUUACUGGUGGUGCAGGGACAGGAAAAAGCCACUUAAUUAAAGCUAUUCAGUAUGAAGCAAUGAGGAUACUGUCUACAGUGUGUCGUCAUCCUGAUAAUAUUAGUGUUUUGUUAACUGCUCCAACUGGAAUUGCAGCAUAUAAUUUGCAUGCAGCAACCAUUCACAACACAUUUAGCAUUGGGAAAGAUGUUCGAUUACCAUACACCCCUUUAGGUGAAGAGAAGCUUAAUUGUCUGCGUGCUAAAUAUUGUGAUCUACAGAUUUUAAUAAUUGAUGAAAUAUCAAUGGUUGAUCACAAUUUAUUAGCUUAUAUUCAUGGCAGACUUAGGCAGAUUAAACAAACUGGCGACUUCUCCCCAUUUGGGAACACAAGCAUCAUUGCUGUUGGAGAUUUUUUUCAGUUACCGCCAGUGAGAGGGAAACCCCUGUAUGUUGAUGACAUGCUAGGUAUUAACCUGUGGUCUUCUCUUUUUUCAAUUGUAGAAUUGAAAACUAUAGUUAGACAAAAAGAUGAAAAAUUUGCAAAGUUAUUAAAUAGAAUACGAAUUAGAACAAAAAUGACUCCAAUGUUAAAGACUGACAUUGAUAUUUUGAAAAAAUGUGAAACAGGCGAAGUCAGCACAGCUCUGCAUAUUUAUCCUACAAACAAACAAGUAAAUGAGCAUAAUCUUCAGCAGCUAUUUAAAUCUUGUCCUGAACAUUUUGAGAUAGAUGCUCAAGAUUUUGUACAUAAUAACAAGACAGGUAAACUUGAGCUGAAAAAUGGCCAUCAUGCCAAAUCGUUUAAUACAUGCUUAGAAGAAACACUGUUUUUAGGAGAUGGUGCUCGUGUUAUGCUAAGUAAAAAUGUAGAUGUAAUGGACGGCCUGGUUAAUGGGGUGUGUGGCACAGUAACACAUGUAGUUUUUCCGAGCAAUGACAACAAGUUCCCUCAAACAGUUUAUGUAAAGUUUGAUGACAUUCAGGUUGGCGCACAAAGGAGAAAAUGCCCCGGAUAUGCUUCUGCAGUUGAAAUAGGUUCUGUAGGUAUCAAACCAGAAGAGGAAAGAGUAAACAAUAAAGGUGCAUUACGACGACAAUUUCCUCUAAAACUUGCUUGGGCUUGUACAGUACAUAAAGUACAAGGAAUUAGUGUUGAUAAUGCAGUAGUCUGUCUUAAAAAGAUAUUUGCACCUGGACAGGCAUAUGUUGCUUUAAGCCGUGUUAGAUCUUUGUCAGGUUUGAUCAUUGAAGAUUUUGAAGAAAAGGCUAUAUACUGUAAAGAUAGCAUUAAGGAUGCAAUUCAAAGCAUGUCUAAAUUCUUUAUUAGAAAUAUAUCAUACCCUAAAGUGAAUACCCAAGCAUUCAGCAUAUUUCUAAUGAAUGUACAAAAUUUAAAACAACAUUUAGCAGAUUUGAUUUUUCGUACUCAGCAUUUGCAGCCUGAUUGCAUUGCUGUAACUGAAACAUGGUUACCUGCAGAUACCUUAUCAGAAGCUGUACACAUUGAUGAGUACAGUUUUCAUAGUCAACCGCGAAGUUUGUCUUAUCAUACCACUAACCCAAUAUUAACAGGAUUACAAACUCAACAACAUGGUGGUGUUGGUAUUUAUGCAUCAAACAAGUUGUUGUUUAAUAUCAUCCAGAUACCAAAUGUGAAUUUGGAAUGUGUAGUCUGUAACUGUAUUAAAUACAACAUAUUAACAGCAGUUAUUUAUCGGCCACCAACAUAUCCCAUGUCUCUGUUUAAAGAAAAUCUUGGCAAAUUACUGGACUUUCUGGAACUCAUAAACAGUACAAUUGUUGUCUUGGGAGAUUUCAAUGACAACAUAUUUAAAUCUUCAACUAUUUGCAAAUUUAUGACAGAAAGAGGGUUUGUUCAACAUGUCACACAAACCACAACAGAAAAAGACACAUUAAUUGAUCAUGUAUAUGUAAAAACAGCACAUUACAAUGUUGAAGCAAUUGUGCUUCCGACACAUUUUAGUGAUCAUGAGGGUAUUUUAUGUUCGUUUACACCUAAUACUUUUAAUGUUGAUGAGGGAGAAUUUGAUCACUUGUUGGAUUAGCUGUUCUGCUUUAUUAAGCAGAUAAGGCAGAAAGUGCAUACAGAGUUGACUCUGCCGAGCUAAAUAUUGCAGGUAUUGCAGUGCUUUCUUCACUGCAAGGUAGAAAUGUGACAAGUUAAACUCAUUUAUUAGACAUAGAAAGUAAACAGAAAUUUACAUGUUAGAAGUACAACUUUAGCUUUUACAGUAAUGGUUUUUUUUUCCUGCAUUGCAACAACAUGUUAAAAUUUUAAUGUUUAAUCAUUGUCUCACUUGUCUCAAUUAGUACUUAUUCUAAAUUGCACUACUAGUAUUAUUACUUCAAAAAAUAUAUAUAUGAUUUAUUCAGUAUGAAAUACAGCCUAGCACUCAAACAUAUUUGAGACUAAAAGUCCAGUGUAUGAUUUACAUAAGGCACCUUGACUUUUAAAUUCUCAGAAUAAAAAUAUGGAACAUAACCAACAUUUGAAUAUAAAAUUACACACACAAUAUUUUGCCCUUAAAAGUAAAAAAAAAAAAAAAAAAAAAAAAAAA
Danio rerio (zebrafish) is the source of this 10625-nucleotide messenger RNA. Lineage: Eukaryota; Metazoa; Chordata; Actinopteri; Cypriniformes; Danionidae. The record is from RefSeq and is a predicted model, not a curated record.